This is a messenger RNA of Pogona vitticeps (central bearded dragon), 1938 nucleotides long. NCBI's taxonomy places the organism in Eukaryota, Metazoa, Chordata, Lepidosauria, Squamata, Agamidae. The record is from RefSeq and is a predicted model, not a curated record.
UUUCUCUGUCCGCUGGCAAGCUUCCCCCCACCAUUAUGGUCUACCGGCCUGUUGAUAGCCAGCUUUCAGGCGACACAGAGCUCUUGUUUCGACCGGUGCUUCUUCUCUCUUGGCACUGCUAUUCCACCACAAGCCCCAUUUGGCUAUUCUAUUCCUCUUGGUACGGUUUCUUCAAGGCUCAGAUGAAACGCGGCCAGCUAUGAAACCAGACUUUCUGGCAGUCCCUUUGACAGCAGAUUAAUAUCAUGUAAAAGAUCAUGCCUUGCUCCACACCGUGAAAAGCCUACAGCCGCUGGUUUUUGUCGGGCAGACUUCUGUUUAAGAAACAGAGGGGAGUCCAAGCAUACUAGAUUGAGUUUCUUUCUGAGCCGGCCAUGUCUCCCUUCCUUCGGAUCGGAUUGUCCAACUACGACAGCGGGCCCUACCUGCCUUCCCAAGGAGAUGUGAUCGAUCCCUAUUGCGCCGUGAUGGUCAAAGAAGCCGUAGAGUCUGAGAAUGGCCAAGUUUAUGUCCAGAAGAAACCCACCAUGUACCCGCCAUGGAACAGCACCUUUGAUGCUCACAUUCGCAAGGGCCGCGUCAUGGACAUCAUUGUGAAGGAUAAGAGCGCAGAGAUGGUCUCGGAAACGACAGUGGAGCUCAACUCGGUGGCCGACAAGUGCAGGAAGAACAACGGGAAAACAGAAAUGUGGCUAGAACUGAAGCCCCAAGGCAGAAUGUUAAUGAAUGCAAAAUAUUUCCUGGAAACGUCUGAUGACCCAGACUUUAUCGACUGUGAAAAGGAAGGGUUCUUCUCCCUGCACCAGCGCAGAGGCGCCAUCAAGCAGGCCAAGAUCCACAACGUCAAAUGCCACGAGUUCACGGCCACCUUCUUCCCUCAGCCCACCUUCUGCUCGGUUUGCCACGAGUUCGUCUGGGGUCUUAACAAGCAAGGCUAUCAAUGCAGGCAAUGCAACGCUGCCAUCCACAAAAAGUGCAUUGAUAAAGUAAUAGCUAAAUGCACCGGCUCAGCCAUCAAUAGCAGAGAAACUAUGUUCCAUAAGGAGAGGUUUAAGAUCGACAUGCCUCACCGAUUUAAGGUUUACAACUACAAAAGCCCCACAUUCUGUGACCACUGUGGAACGCUGCUCUGGGGCCUCGCACGGCAGGGCUUAAAAUGUGAAGCCUGUGCGAUGAACGUCCACCACAAAUGCCAAACCAAAGUGGCAAACCUCUGCGGCGUCAACCAGAAGCUCAUGGCAGAAGCCUUGGCACUGAUAGAGAGCAGGCAGCAGGCUCGGAGUCUACGUGAGUCAGAGCGCAUCCUGAGAGAAGGACCGGUCGAAAUCAUCUUCCCUGACAAAGAGGCAUCAUCCACAUCUUCGGUGCCGGGGCCUCCAGUGGAGAAAAAAGAACCUCAAGGAAUUUCUUGGGAAUCUCCGGUGGGCGAAACGACGCGUCUCGAUUCUCCGGUGAAACGGGAACCUAGGGAGGACGUCCAGCCACAGCUGCCGAGACUAACGUUCGAUCAUUUUAUCUUGCACAAAAUGUUGGGGAAAGGAAGCUUUGGGAAGGUCUUCCUUGCUGAGCUGAAGACAACUAACCAGUUCUUUGCCAUGAAAGCACUUAAGAAAGAGGUGGUGCUGAUGGAUGAUGAUGUUGAAUGCACCAUGGUGGAAAAACGUGUCCUCUCACUGGCUUGGGGGCACCCCUUCCUCACACAUGUCUUUUGCACAUUCCAAACCAAGGUAAGGAAAAUCUUGUCGUAUCGCAUAUUGUGCUACAAUUUCCUCUGUGCCCUCUGAGCUUGGUGGCAAGAUUUAGCAGCUAGGAGAGAAAGAGAACAAUACAGCGUCACCAGCUGUCCUUGUGGUCGGGCAAAAUAUUGGAAGGCAGUUUGGUCUUCAGGGAGCCAUUGAAAGCUGUUGACUUUACAAAAGACAUGCUCCUCCGUUUUUG